This is a messenger RNA of Phasianus colchicus (ring-necked pheasant), 676 nucleotides long. Lineage: Eukaryota; Metazoa; Chordata; Aves; Galliformes; Phasianidae. The record is from RefSeq and is a predicted model, not a curated record.
GCUCCUCUGUGCUGCGGCCGCGUCGCCGCCGAAAUGCGUCACUUCCGGUCGUGUCGCGCUCUAACACCCUCACUUCCUCUUGCUGCGAGCUAACUUCCGGUCUCCGCACACCUACUUCCGUUCCUCUCUUCUCGCGGCCUUUCCGGCCCGCUCUGAUUGCGUCAUCACCGUGCGCCUCCCGCUCCCGGCCCCGGGGCGUCGUUUUCUCCUCGCGGACACGGAGAGCGGCGCGGAAGGGACGAUGGCGGCCGUCGGCUUCGAGGAGUUCUCAGCACCGCCCGGCUCGGAGCUGGCGCUGCCCCCCCUCUUCGGAGGCCACAUCCUGGAGGGGGAACUGGAAGCCGAGGUGGAAUUUGAAGCCGGGGGGGGUCCGGGUGGGCCCGGCGGGGGGGGCGAGGAGGAGGACGAGGAGGAGGAGCAGCGGCGCGAGGAGGGGCGGCGGCGCGAGGAAAUGGCGCGCAGGAAACUGGCGGCGCUGGGACGGCGGUGCCGGGAACUGGAGCAGGUCAGGCCACGCCCACUACCUGCAAGCCACGCCCCCUUCGGACACACCCACAGUGACGUGGCCACGCCCCCCGGCUUUGGCUCCACCCCCCUUGGCACGUAUGCCCCGCCCCCAAAAGUUUUGGCUCCGGUCCCAUUUGUGCUCCCACCUCCUUUGGCUCCGCCCCCUUUC